AUGGCCUGUCGACACGAAGGCGAGCUCAGCGCAUUGCUCGCUCGUAUGCACCACCCGCCUGCAGCAACGCCAGUUUCCAAUCAGACUACGACCACAGCCGCUGAGAAACCGGGGCAAAGACUCACCUCAGCCACAACACGCCAGCCUAUAGCUAUUGGGAGGACGGGCAUGUACGUGUGCGACGCCUCGACCCUGAGCGGGUCGGUGCAGGUGCACUCUGUUUCGGGUACUGAGCCGGCGUCCGUAGAGUGCUGUUGGAAUGGGGUGCGUGAAAGGAAUACAGUGGAUGCCGGUAUGGGAGGCCAGGUGGAGACGGGGCAGGGGCUGUCCAGUGCACCUGGGCACGGCAGAAAGGGACUCCCUGGGUGUGGCUGUACUGCGGAGAGUAUAUAUUCGUAUGAUGCGGUGGUGGAGUUCUAUGUGGGCCAGAGUGCCACCGAAGUCUGGGCCGCAGGUGAGGCUGGCGAGGCCAUAGAUAAACUAACUAUCUCAGACGAUCCAACGCCAGUCGGUAGGGGGGCGACGGUGGAUACGGCUGCUGGCAGGGCUGCACUAACAGGCACCAGUCCACCACAUCCCAACACAGUGCGGGUGCGGCUGGUCGAAGCGAAAGCGGACGUUCAGACCCUUGAGCAGUUCUUGCGGGGGAGUGCCAUGUGGUUUGUGCGUGACGCGCUGCGGAGAGGUGGCAAGGUGUUGAUCAGCUGCCCCAGUGGUUCCGGGCCAUCGGUGAUGCUGGUGCUGUGUGUGCUGUGUGCGUACUACCACGAAGGAUAUACGGCUAUCAGACACACGUGCGAUGGGGAUGAGGAUGGGGAGGGGGAGGGUAGGCAACAGCCUGUGACCAAGGUGGAUGUCAACCAGGCUCUGAUAUAUAUAGAGCGGUUCCAUCCGGAGGUGGCGCGGCUGAAGAAGAUGUACCUCAAGAUAGCGAACCGGUGUCUUAUGUCUGCCAGCAGGUAGUAGGUAGUAUGCCCCACGUGGGUGGGCAGGCAUGUGUAUAUUGCACGCAAGUGAGUAGAUGUACUAGGAAAGAGGUUGUCUCGAGGUCUGAUUGAAACGGGCAGAGAGUGUCUCCAGGGAGAUGUACCGCAAAAGAGCUAACCGGCGUGUCUCUGCCAGC
Sphaeroforma arctica JP610 is the source of this 1123-nucleotide messenger RNA. RefSeq lists its product as hypothetical. NCBI's taxonomy places the organism in Eukaryota, Ichthyosporea, Ichthyophonida. The record is from RefSeq and is a predicted model, not a curated record. The coding region runs from base 1 to 963 and encodes 320 amino acids. The transcript has a single exon.